AUGGAUAAUAAAAAAUUAAAUCAAGAUUUAACAUGUUGUAUCUGUUUAUCACCAUUUGAUGUUACAGAUUUAAAUGACAAAGAGAAAUUACCUCAUAGAUUACCUUUAUGUUCACAUCAAUUUCAUAAAAGUUGUAUAGAGGAGUGGUUUCAAAAAGGAUCAAGAACUUGUGCUUACUGUAGAAAAGAUUAUUCAUCCUUCUCUAAAAAAGGCUUGGUUUCACAUGAUCAAACAGUAACUCAAUUACUUUUAGAAAUUCAAGAUUUAAGACAAAGCAACAACAACAAUACCAACAGCAAUACCAACAAUAAUACCAACAACAAUAACAAUAACGCCUACAACAACAACAACAACUACAAUAAUAAUAAUUUGGAGGCAAAUGGUCAAAAUAAUGAAAUAAUAGUUAGAAGAAUGGAAAUAAAAAGUAUUAAUUCAAACUCUGAAGAAGAUGAUAAUGUUAGUUGUUCUCGUUCAGUAAGAUUAAAUAAUCAAGAAGAAGAAGAGGGAUUUUUAAGUAAAACAAUCAAUUAUUUUAAAGAAAAUCCAAUCAUAACUGGUCUUUUAGGUGGUGCUGUAAUGUUUGCUGCUCUUUCAACAACACAAUCCAUAUGUACCAGUAAAGAAGAUGAUGAUGACAAAAAGAAAUAA
Dictyostelium discoideum AX4 is the source of this 648-nucleotide messenger RNA. RefSeq lists its product as hypothetical. The record is from RefSeq and is a predicted model, not a curated record. The coding region runs from base 1 to 648 and encodes 215 amino acids. The transcript has a single exon. NCBI's taxonomy places the organism in Eukaryota, Evosea, Eumycetozoa, Dictyosteliales, Dictyosteliaceae. Gene Ontology annotation, biological process: protein ubiquitination.